This is a messenger RNA of Eruca vesicaria subsp. sativa (arugula), 1144 nucleotides long. Lineage: Eukaryota; Viridiplantae; Streptophyta; Magnoliopsida; Brassicales; Brassicaceae. The record is from the annotation of a GenBank genome assembly.
GCAAUGCCAUCUACACACAAGAACCCUAAAAAUUCCAGGAAGAAGUUAAAAUCUCGAGUUGGGUUUCCUUAAAGUCACAUACUUUCGAUUUGGGUUUCAUCGUACGAACACAACUAGAGAUCGUGUGAGAUCUGGUUCUCAAGCCUGGCAAAAGGGUCUCUCUUUCUGAAGAGAACAGCAAUGUGUAGUUUGUCGCCGAGUCUACUGUUACCGACAAGGCUCAAACCAGGUUAUUCAGACAGAAGGAGUAACAGUAGCAACUCACUCCUUGUCUCCAAUGGAAGAUCCAAGAGGAAGAACCAAUGCAUUGUUCCCAUGACAAGAUUGUUUGGACCAGCGAUUUUCGAAUCAUCAAAGUUGAAAGUAUUGUUUGUAGGGGUUGAUGAGAAGAAGCAUCAACCAACGCUCCCAAGAACUUACACGCUCACUCACAGUGACAUUACAGCUAAAUUAACUUUAGCUAUCUCUCACUCCGUUAACAACUCUCAGUUGCAAGGAUGGGCAAAUAAGCUAUACAGAGAUGAAGUGGUAGCAGAAUGGAAGAAAGUAAAAGGGAAAAUGUCGCUUCACGUUCAUUGUCAUAUAAGCGGUGGACAUAUCCUUUUAGAUAUAUUCGCAAAGUUUAGAUACUACAUCUUUUGCAAAGAGCUACCAAUUGUGUUGAAGGCUAUUGUUCAUGGAGAUGGGAGCUUGUUGAACAACUAUCCAGAGUUACAAGAAGCUCCUGUUUGGGUUUAUUUCCAUUCCAAUGUGGAUGAGUUCAACAGAGUUGAAUGUUGGGGUCCUCUUUGGGAAGCUACUACUACUUCACCUGAUGAUGGUCACAGGACUCAAACUCUUCCUGAGGCACACUGUGUGGAUGAGUGCAGUUGUUGUUUCCCACCUGUUAUCUCGAUUCCCUGGUCUCAUAGUCUUAGUAAUGAAGUAUCUAAUGAUUACCCUGGGGCUCAGGCCGAGGGAAUGUCUACUCCUAAUCCUGAAAAACACUAAUUAAACAAAAAACUUUUUGGUGGUUUGUAAAUUGUGAAUGAAAUGGAAAGAUCAUUGGUUUGGUUUGGUGUACAUAAAGUGGUGUAGGAAACUAAUGAUUGUUUGUAGGUUUGAUAAUACAAAGUUUUAAAAGUGUUUAAUACUUUGCGUCUUC